Messenger RNA from Rhincodon typus (whale shark), 1501 nucleotides. Its product is annotated as rho GTPase-activating protein 5-like. The transcript has 3 exons. The record is from RefSeq and is a predicted model, not a curated record. NCBI's taxonomy places the organism in Eukaryota, Metazoa, Chordata, Chondrichthyes, Orectolobiformes, Rhincodontidae. Bases 674 to 1501 code for a protein of 275 amino acids.
CAAGUUUUGGCUUUAAAUAUCGAUAUAACAGGUUGCUGCAUGUUUGCUCGCAGUAAGCCAACAUUCCGAAGUAAAAUCAUAAAGUUAAUGGAAACACGCAGCUGGCCAGGCAUCAUCCAUGGUGAGAAGACAGGGUUAAUGUUUUACGUCUUGUGACCUUCCGUCAUCAAUAUUCAGCGAUGGUUUGUUGAACCCACAAUCAGCCUUCAGUCCCUGCCACGUCGCACUUACGCCUGGAAGGUGCGCUAUCCUGCUGUACCACGUCCACUUGGCCUCAAGCCCUGGUUUAGGCAGAAUGAGACUCAGUAUAUAGCUGGUUUUUUUUUUGUUCCUUAUGAUCUCCUCUGACCAAGAGGAGACAUUCUUCGCCUGUACCUAGCACGAACACUAACAGCAAAACUCCGCCAUCUCCCGUCAGCGAAAGUAGGUGGAGCAACGGUCAUAAUACUGCUCGCGCCCCUCACACAGCGUCAUCGUGACGCCACGCACCCAACCCCGAAAUUAAAUUUUGAGAAGCUAUGGAUAAAAAUAAAAUUGAGGACAAAGUGCAUUUUCGAUGAGAUGGAAUUCAAGCUGACUGGUCCUGAACAGAUGCACUUUGUGUGGGGAAUAAUACGGAAUAAGAAGCACUUUCCAAUGCUGUCUUGAAAUGUAAUGGGAUGAGUGGAGAAAUAUGAUGGCAAAAAACAAAGAACUGCGUCCCCCAACGUACAGUAUUAGUGUGGUGGGACUAUCUGGAACAGAGAAGGAGAAAGGUACAAGUGGUGUUGGCAAGUCUUGUUUGUGUAAUCGAUAUGUGCACCCAAAAGCUGAUGAUUAUUACCCAGAGCAUACCUCAGUACUCAGCACGAUUGACUUUGGAGGCCGUGUUGUCAACAAUGACCAUUUUCUGUUCUGGGGUGAUGUAAAUCACACAAGUGAAGAAGGAACUGAAUAUAAAGUACAAGUAAUUGAACAGACUGAAUUUAUUGAUGACCAAACUUUUCUGCCUCAUCGAAGCACAAAUUUACAACUAUAUAUAAAACGGGCAGCUGCAUCAAAAUUGCAGUCAGCAGAGAAGUUGAUGUAUAUUUGUACUGAUCAGUUGGGUUUAGAGCAAGACUUUGAGCAAAAGCAGAUGCCAGAUGGAAAACUAACCAUUGACGGCUUCAUCCUGUGUAUUGACGUAAGUAAAGGGUGCAAUCGGAAAUUUGAUGAUCAGCUUAAGUUUGUAAAUAACCUUGUUGCUCAGUUGGCUAAAACAAAAAAACCUGUUGUUAUAGCAGCAACAAAAUGUGAUGAAUGUGUUGAUCACUACCUGCGGGAGGUACAGGCUUUUGCGACAAAUAAGAAAAAUAUGCCUGUGGUGGAAACUUCAGCACAUCUUCGGGUAAACGUCCUCCAGAGCGGACUAUGGAAUACCCAACAACGCGGAGUCACCAAGCAGAGGCUGAUAGCCGAGUUCGGUAUCCAUGAGGGCGACCUCAACCGAGAUAUCGGGUUCACGUCGCACUACAGGUGA